Molecule: messenger RNA, 4080 nt
Organism: Plectropomus leopardus (leopard coralgrouper)
Lineage: Eukaryota; Metazoa; Chordata; Actinopteri; Perciformes; Serranidae
Biological process (GO): cell migration
Cellular component (GO): cell surface; membrane
Source: RefSeq, a predicted model, not a curated record
CACUCACACAACGCGCUCAGGAGUCGACCAACAAAGUGCCGAGAUUUUACGAAGCAGCCGAAAACACCAGCGAAAAACGUGACCAGGAAUUAGCGAAACGACUUUUGUUUCACGUAUAUUUAAGUUAUUUCUUCCUCAUUAUUUCUCCUUUUGUCUUACAACUGUCGUCUCUUUUUGGAAAGUUAAGAUGAGGAAUCUGCGGUUGUUGUUUCUCGUCGGGCUGGCGACUGGCUUUAUCAGUGAAAAACUUUUUGUGUCCUCCCAGACACCCUCUUCCACGACAGACGACUUGUAUAUAGAGGGCCACACGUCAGGUGGCCUCCCGAUAGAUGACGAAGAUGGUGAUGUUGAUGGCUCAGGCUCUGGAUCCGGAGACUAUGACGUCACGUAUAAAGAAGAGAUAGUCAGGAGGAUCCUCAACAUCUCUCAGACCACAGUCUCCAAAGAAAUGGUUCCUACUCAAUCGCAGCCAACAGCAACCUCUCCUCAAAACCCAUCAACCACAGCAGCAGACAGCCAGGAUCCAUCAACCACAGUGGAGGAGGACACAGAGACACCGUUUGUAUUACCUAAAGGCAAUGAUGAGGAGGUGGCAGGCCCAACAGCUGAUUGGUUCACAGAGAGUACCCGUCCCAGCUCCACUAGCGAGCCAAGUGAAACAACUGAAUUGGGCAUGGACAUCACCGUAAACAAAGACACCGAAGAGGACAACAGUCUGGUGUCGACACCCAAAAACCGGAAAGAUGAAGUCGAGGAGGUUGACAAUGAACUUCUGGAGAAAAAUGGCAGAGGCAGCAUAAUAUAUGAGAUGGACUCCCCUGAAGAGGUGACCUCUGAGAACAUGUGGGAGAGGACAGAAGUGCUGGCAGCGGUGAUAGCGUGCGGAGUGGUCGGAUUCCUCUGUGCUGUUUUCCUCCUCCUCCUCCUUGCAUACCGUAUGAAGAAGAAGGACGAAGGUAGCUACGACCUGGGAGACACCAAAGUUUCCACAACAGCCUAUCACAAAGCGCCUACCAAGGAGUUCUACGCCUAAAUUGACCAAAAGGGACUUUAAAUGGAGUCUGUCUCCUCCCAGUCAGGACUAAGAAUGGAUCUAUAAACACCUGAAGACGAUUCCUCUCGAUGAAGUUUGAAGUCAAGCACCUCUGUUCUUCUUCAGUGCCUCCACCAUUAUUUUUUUCCAUCUUUCCUAACUUCUUCCUCUGCUUCCCCUUUACAUCUCGCUCUAUGAUGUUCAUUGUUUGUGAAGAAGAUCAUAAGGGAACAAAUAAGACUUUAAAAAUAAAUUCCUAUCAUUCCAUUCUGGGGAAGGAGUCAGACAUUAAAUACACAUCCUCAAUUUCAAGAAAGGAGUCUUUUCUAGAAUAUCCAAAUGGAUCACAACUGCUCUAGUCCAGCAAAGUAGUCAGCUUCAGAAUACUGAAAACACUGUGCUUUUAGAUUCACAAUACUUCUGUAAACUGAACCACACUGGGCCGGGCUUGGUUCUGAUUUACAGACAGAUUUAUUGUCGCAUAUAGCAGAACUACAGCCGGAGCUGUCGCAGCGCAGCUUAACAACACUGAGGAAGUUCACAGAAACAUUUGAAUAGCCUUAACGCAGUUUGAAUACUGGUAAUUAAAAUGGUACGCUGUAUGGGAUUAGUAUUACAAAGGGCCUUCAAAAUUUAAACCCUUUUCCCUUUAUUUGAGGUCAAAUUUGUUUAACAUUUUUCAUUGUUACAUUUCAUUUUCUGUACGCUUUCUGUGCUGAAUUGAUUUUUUGUUCUUGUGAGGAAUGAAUAUGUUUUUUCAUAUGCUGUCCAGUAUUGGAUUGAGAGAUUUUUUUACUCUGCAGGUACAUAUUUUUGUUGUUUUCUCACAGAUAUUUGACACUUAUAGAAUUGACCAAAUAUAAAUGUGCUUUAUUUGUCUUUUGGAAAAUUAUUUUACUAGCUUUUUUUAAAUGUAUUUUGAUGUUAAGAGAUUAUAUUUCCUUAAGCCAUUUUUAAGAUAUUUCAGUUUUUUUCAUUGCGUUCAGUGGUAGUCUUUAGGCUGUCAACCUUGCAUCCAACAUAAGUAAUAUUUUCAGGAUUAUUUUAUUCAGUGACUGAGUGCUGCAAGCACGUGGAACAGGGUUGCUAAGGUAGAGCCAGGGCGAAUGACUAUAAUUCAGAAACCAUAGAGGUGACCAUCGUUUUCUGAAGCAGCCAAAGCACAUUCCUCUCUAACUGUCAGCUAUAUGCAGCUAGCAAUAGCAGGUUUGAACUUAAAGGGACAGUGACAUGUAACUGACAGGUGGAUAGCAAAUCUGCAAUUUAUUUACUACUCACAAAUUAUUUUUAAUUAGUUGCAAGUAAGAUAGUGCAAGCAUGUCAGGUUUUAGAUGUGUGUUUCCUAAUAAUCAGUUUACCUCAGCCAGCCAACCCAAAGAGCUUGGGACCUUCUAGAGAUUUGGGGAGCUUCAAUGAGGAUACAGGGGGCAGUUAACAGCACCAACAACAGGGUGGUAUUCCCUUUUUUAAUAGUGCAUAAUCUUUGCUUGUAUACACCCUGUUAAAUAUAUAUAUUUUAGUGACAAUAUUGGGGAUUUCCCCUAUGUAUAGUCUGUGAUGAAUCUUAACCAACUACCUACUGCCUAUUGUGUGUCAAAGAAAAGUGCUUUUUAAAUCAGCCUCUUAUUGAACAGGGGGAAAUGUCUUAGCAGCUUUAUUUGUGGCCUUAAACCUUUGUGGAUAGGUCAAAUAAAAAUUUUUAAACCAACUUUGGUCAUCAAAAUGACUGCGGUCAGUGGUCAGUGCAUACAGAGAGGUGGGGAUAAGUGGUAAAAAUAUGAGUUGACCUGUCUCGAUCCACACAUUCUCAGUGAAAUUAUAUUGUUUUUUAAUUCUGUUGCUCUGAUUUGAAUGACUGAGAUCGAGUUCAACUGAGGAAUGUUUAAUUGGUACAAGCAUUUCCUAAUAGGAUUGAAAUGGCAAUCUUUGCUUGUUUUUUGAUUACCUUGUUUCAAAGGUCACCACCCCCAUAUGUUGCAAAAUGUUUAGUGGCAGUGUUUUUUGGCUAUUAAAAGCUUGAUCCCCGUUCAUGAGGCAGUACCCUCAGUGAAGGUUGGUGAGUAAGGCUACAUUUUUUUGUGUGUGUAUGUGUUUUUAGUCAAGUCUUAAUAGUGUUUACAUGAUAUAUUUAUCUUUUCCAUAAUAGAAAAUACUAUUUUGAAGCAGUUUCAGGUUAUAUGAAUGCAAAUGCAAACUACCUAUUCACCACAGCUGGAUUACCCAGACAAAUUCAUCACUAACCCACUGUGACUUACUGUUGAUAACGUGAAAUGUGUCAGGCACUGGAACCCUCUGUGCCUUGCAAUACAUCGUAUAUAUUCAUUUACAGCUGCUUUGACCUUUGAGCUGUACAGAACCUCAACUGGAUUAAUUCUGGGCGAGACUGCUGUGCUGUUGGUCCAGGAAAGACACAUACAUUUUUGUUAGUAUGGACAACAGGAAUGUCAGAGAAAUGUCUGACAUAAACUGUACCCAUAGAGGGUUAGGACAACAACCUUUCUGUUCUAGGAUCUCUGUAAGGUAUACAGUAUGCUGAUGAUACUAUAAUUUAUAUGUAUUAAUUUAUACUUGCUUAUGCUAAGACUAUAAUCUGGAUUAAUAUGCCAGUGAUAAACUGGGAUUGUACAGUAUAUAGUCAUGAUCGAGUCUUUGUGCCCACUGCUCAGUUUUGUUUUUAAAUGUCUUGUUUUUAGUGUUUUUGACAAGCUUCGGUUCAAUUCAUUUUCAAUUUCAGUAUCAGUUGUCUAGAUUUUCUUAAACACCUUUUUUUUAUCUAAAUACAUGCCAUAAAUAAUUACAUAGGAAUAAUAAGUUCCUUGUAAAUAUAUUCAAGCUUUAAUUUUCAGUUUAAUCGAAAUUGAAUAUGAAUUGCCUGAAGCCUUGAGUUGAACAAAUAAACGCCUACACAAAGGUGGCAACCAACCAAAAAUCGACUUGCAGAUAAGAUGGUCACAUAAAUCCACGAGUUGGCCAAGAGAGAACUGUGUUGCUGAAAUUGUGUAUUUUAUGAGGUUCACUACAUCAUAAAAGAUGCAGCUUUAAUGCAA